UUCUCGAACGCCCUAGGAAUAUUCGUCGUCUGCUAGCAGGCUAGCAGCACAAAAAAGAAAACCCUUUGGGCUAUAUGUCGUCUGCUAGCUGGACUACAGCAUAAGAAAAAUACCGUUCAAAUGCUACUGCUGCUGCUGCAGUUAAUGCAGUUGGCAGUAAGUUAGUAUUCAGAAAAGUUAACAAAUUAUAAGGAAAAAAGUGUAUUGUGACCUUUGCAAGCUAUGAGUGUUCGAGUAGUGUGCUCCUUCGGCUAGUAAAAAAAAGUUGAAUUUCUUGUGAAACGGAUAUACUGGAGUGAAAUCCCAAGUCUUUUUAGACGUGAAGAGCUAAAGUUCAAAAACGAAGCACCGCAACGCUAUGGCUGAAGAUGAGGAAAGCUUAACUGCAAAACGCGCUCGUGGACCUGAAUCGCCGGAAGACAAGCUUCUAUUCGACUUGGCUAAUACAAAAGAACCACACAAUAAUUGUCGAGUUAAGGAGGACCAGGACGCCAUCCUAGAGCAGCUCAGUCAUGAGCCUACUUGUCAUCACCCCUGGGCACAGUGGGGCCCCUCCAUAGAACGGCUAUCCCAAACUGCUCAAGCUCUACUUGCAAAACUUGAACCCGAUGUGAGGAAUCGCUACCUCAAUGAACGUAUUCGGUUCUGUCAUUUAAAAACGCGUGGCAAAGCGUUGCUGGGAGUUGCAACUCGCACGGGUGAUCUCGCGGCAGUAAAGUUCCUCAUAGAUGAAAUGGGUGUUGAUCCUCACAGUCCUCUACCUCGUCACUCGUUCAUGAUGACAGCCAUCUAUUACGCACACGCUCCGAUCGUGGAGUACUUUGUCAGCAAACUUGGCCUCACGCCCGAUGCAUGGACGUCGUGGCUGGCGAUGCACCCAUUCGCAGGCGAGACAGCUAUCCGCCAGGUGCUCGACGUGCUUGUGGCUCACGGUCAAAGUCUGCGUGAUGCAACGGCGCAGGAUAUGUACUAUGCUGUCACGUUACAUUGGAGCACUACUGAUUACCUCCCAGUUCAGGCGAAAAUUCUCUUCGAGUCGGGUGUUCCGUACGUCAAUCAACAAGUAUCCAGAUGUGCUCUGCGCGCAGCCGCCACUCGGGGCUAUGCAAGCUGUGUUGAACUCUUUCUUACAGGUAACCUUCAUACGGCAGAGCAGGCAGCAACAGCGUUAGAGCUCCUUGAAGUCGGCUUACAACGUAUUCAAAAAAUCAUCCCGUUGCAAGCUGAGGGGUUAACGUACUUUCGGAGAGCGGUGGAAGUUCGUCAACAAAAUGGGCUGGAACGGCUUCCGGAUAUGCCGGACAGUCGAUGUUUCUCCAGAAUUGAGGAUGUGGAGAUGCUAGAAAAAGAUCUUCGAGAAGGUCGCAUGCUGCGGUUUUUAAGCGAAUGUUACUUUCUUAUCUUGGCCAAUGAAGUCGGCCCGAUCAUGUUGGAAGGUACGUCCACUCUUUACGAUGACGAGACCUGGUUUUUUCGAUACUUAAACACAUUCACGGAAGUUAUUGAUAUGUUUGGAACCAUCGAGCCACCACAUAGAAACUUUCUUGGAAGCGCUUUUCAAGUUUCCUUGAAACGCCUCGUUCAGCAGUCUCAGCCUAACUGGCUCGAAAUACUAGACAUCUUUGGCGCUAUGCGGUGUCUUGAGAUCGGAGCGGCAAGGUGCGACGAUUUUCUAAAACAGCUUGACAUAGCCAAACUGAGAGAGCAGAUUAAGCGUGCUCCACAAGUAACGCCGUCACUUCUAUUAAGCUAUAUAGCAGACGUCAUGCUAAUGUCGCCGCCAUUCCAAGAACUUCGUGAGCUGGUUGGUAUGCUAGUAGAUAUUGGUGCUCGGCUAGACUUUACACUUGAGGAUUACAUUGAUGCUGAAGAGCUUAUUUGGCCAAUUAAAGGACAUGAAAUAUGUGAUCACGAUCAUGAACAUGACGAAUUUGACGACAACUUAGAUUUAGAUAUAGCCGAAGAUGAGGGGCUCCAACUAGUCGAGUUUCGUGGCGUGGAUGAACUUGGCCGCGUAAUUGAGGCUAACCUGAUGAUUGAAAUCAACGGUGGUGCCCUACAGAAUAUUCUUCCGCUAUUGCCACAACAGGAAGAAGAUGAUUAUGACGAUGACUUGGGCAAUAUGGCUGAAGCCGAUGAGGCUAAUGAAAGAGGCAUUGGUGGCGAUGACAAUGGUGAAGAAAAUGAUGUUGCUAACAACGCUAUUAUUCGUGGUGAAGGAGCUGUCGCGAAUGUGGCAGCCGCCAUACGCCGAAUGCAAGGCAUUGUGGAUGAGCAGGCCAACGAAGCUGACGAGGGUGAAAUCGUCAUUUUACUAGGUCCCGAGAACAACGAAGCGGAUGCUGCGGCGGAUAGAGCAGAAGAUGAAGUGGCAGAAGCUGUAGAAGCAAUCGCUGCCGAAGAAGAAGUUGAAGCAGCUACAAAUCAGGAACUGACGACUCUAAUGCGCCUUUUAUGUUCGCAGUGGAGUGGCGAAGAUCUACCUAUCCUUGAGCGAGCGAUCAUGGCAGCCUGUUGCGACCUUGAUGCUGGCAACCAUCCGAUUAUCCAACGUAGCCCCCGACGGGUAUUACGGUUAGAGUGCCUGGCAGCGCGCCAAUGCACACCGGAAACUUGGAACACACUUCCAAAGGGUCUGUUUGUGCUUGCGGCCAAACAUCGAACAAAAACAAAACGUGAAAUUGAAUUAGUUUAGAUACAUCAAAAAAAUGAUCGUCUAGAGUAGUCAGUCUUCAAGGAAGGUAAAGUUAAGCUUCCGAAAAAAACUACAAUAGUUCAAAGGCAACCUUAUAACCAGAGUUGCUUACCGUAGUUGCUUCUCUCUGUGCAUUACAACAAAGAGGGGAAUUGUCUUGUACGGAAACAAAAAGAUGUAUAUUGUACCGAAGGAACGUGUUGCUACGCAGUUAGAUAAAAUCCUAUGGAGCUACUUUACAAAAUGACUUGCCUUCAAAAGGGCUCCUCGUCUUUUUCUGUUUCAUAUGUUCAUUGUCAAUAGUUCAAAAACCAAUAGCCUAGUAAAAUAUAUAGGUUACUUGAUCGGUAAGUAUGUAUGUAUAUAAAAAAAAACUGAAUUUAAAAAGUACUUGCAGAUGAAUUGUGCAACGAGGACAAAGAAGCUUUUAUAUCAUAUAUAUAUAUAUAUAUAUAUAUAUAUA
Molecule: messenger RNA, 3158 nt
Organism: Varroa destructor (honeybee mite)
Lineage: Eukaryota; Metazoa; Arthropoda; Arachnida; Mesostigmata; Varroidae
Source: RefSeq, a predicted model, not a curated record